Messenger RNA from Lepus europaeus (European hare), 2919 nucleotides. RefSeq names its product KH domain containing 4, pre-mRNA splicing factor (gene KHDC4). Gene Ontology annotation, molecular function: RNA binding. NCBI's taxonomy places the organism in Eukaryota, Metazoa, Chordata, Mammalia, Lagomorpha, Leporidae. Gene Ontology annotation, cellular component: nucleus. The coding region runs from base 48 to 1886 and encodes 612 amino acids. The transcript has 14 exons. The record is from RefSeq and is a predicted model, not a curated record.
AGGUGGUAGUGGGGUAGUUGGCGGGUGGUUGAGUAGAGCCGGUCGCCAUGUCCGCGGGGAGCGCGACGCAUCCUGGAGCCGGCGGGCGCCGCAGCAAAUGGGACCAGCCAGCUCCAUCCCCCCUGCUCUUCCUCCCCCCAGCUGCCCCAGGUGGCGAGGUCCCCAGCAGCGGGGGGAGCCCCGGGGGCGCCACAGCUGCUCCCUCAGGAGCCUUGGAUGCCGCUGCUGCGGUGGCUGCCAAGAUCAAUGCCAUGCUCAUGGCCAAAGGGAAGCUGAAACCAACUCCGAAUGCUGCCGAGAAGCUUCAAGCCCCUGGCAAAGGCCUCACCAGCAAUAAAAGCAAAGAUGACCUGGUGGUGGCUGAAGUUGAGAUCAAUGAUGUGCCUCUCACGUGCAGAAACCUGCUGACUCGAGGACAGACUCAAGAUGAGAUCAGCCGACUUAGUGGGGCUGCAGUAUCAACUCGAGGGAGGUUCAUGACGACGGAGGAGAAGGCCAAAGUGGGACCAGGGGAUCGUCCAUUAUAUCUUCAUGUUCAGGGACAGACAAGGGAAUUAGUGGACAGAGCUGUAAACCGAAUCAAAGAAAUUAUCACCAAUGGAGUGGUAAAAGCUGCUACGGGGACAAGCCCAACUUUCAAUGGUGCAACAGUCACUGUCUAUCACCAGCCAGCUCCCAUUGCACAGCUGUCUCCAGCUGUUAGCCAGAAACCUCCUUUCCAGUCAGGGAUGCAUUAUGUUCAAGAUAAAUUAUUUGUGGGUCUAGAACAUGCUGUGCCCACUUUUAAUGUCAAAGAGAAGGUGGAAGGUCCAGGCUGCUCUUAUUUGCAGCAUAUUCAGAUUGAAACGGGUGCCAAGGUUUUUCUACGGGGCAAAGGUUCGGGCUGCAUUGAGCCAGCAUCUGGUCGGGAAGCUUUUGAACCUAUGUAUAUUUAUAUCAGUCAUCCCAAACCAGAAGGCCUGGCUGCUGCUAAGAAGCUCUGUGAGAAUCUCUUACAAACAGUUCAUGCUGAAUACUCUAGAUUUGUGAAUCAGAUUAAUACUGCCGUACCUUUACCAGGCUAUACACAACCCUCUGCUAUAAGUAGUGUCCCUCCUCAACCACCAUAUUAUCCAUCCAAUGGCUAUCAGUCUGGUUACCCUGUUGUUCCCCCUCCUCAGCAGCCAGUUCAACCUCCCUACGGAGUACCAAGCAUAGUGCCACCAGCUGUUUCAUUGGCACCUGGAGUCUUGCCAGCAUUACCUACUGGAGUACCACCUGUGCCAACACAAUACCCGAUUACACAAGUGCAGCCUCCAGCUAGCACUGGACAGAGUCCAAUGAGUGGUCCUUUCAUUCCUGCUGCUCCUGUCAAAACUGCCUUGCCUGCUGGCCCCCAGCCCCAGCCCCAGCCCCCACUCCCAGCUCAGCCUCAGGCACAAAAGAGACGAUUCACAGAGGAGCUACCAGAUGAACGCGAAUCUGGACUUCUUGGAUACCAGCAUGGACCCAUUCAUAUGACUAAUUUAGGUACAGGCUUCUCCAGUCAGAAUGAGAUUGAAGGUGCAGGAUCGAAGCCGGCAAGUUCCUCAGGCAAAGAGAGAGAGAGGGACAGGCAGUUGAUGCCUCCACCAGCCUUUCCAGUGACUGGAAUAAAAACAGAAUCUGAUGGAAGGAAUGGAUCUGGGACCUUAACAGGGAGCCACGAUUAUCCAGCCAAGAAGAUGAAAACUACAGAGAAGGGAUUUGGCUUGGUGGCUUAUGCUGCAGAUUCAUCUGAUGAAGAGGAGGAGCAUGGAGGUCAUAAAAAUGCAAGUAAUUUUCCGCAGGGCUGGAGUUUGGGAUAUCAGUACCCUUCGUCACAACCACGCGCUAAACAACAGAUGCCAUUCUGGAUGGCGCCAUAGGAAGCAGUGGAAUGGAGUUUUGACCCUCGGUGACUCUUCUUAGCAAUAAUGCAUGCAUUUGAUUUAACAAGACUCUGGGGCCUGUACUGGGAACCAUCUUGGACCUUUGCAGAAGUUAGAGAUGCAGUGUCCCCUCUGUUGAAAGAAUUCCAUUUUUUAAAAAAAAAUUCAGCUGUGGCAUAACAUCUGUUAAAAUCUACCUAGAAUCACAAAUUUGUCUCAGAAGCUUUCUAACAGUUGUUGAAAUGUGCUUGUCCAACAAAGCAUCAGGGUCAUUCCCAAAUACAUUUGCCCUGGUCCAGCGUUUUCCAAAUGAAUAAGCCCAAUUCUGAUGUCAAGAAAGUUUUGUUUGUAUUUUACUACUGUUUGGUCGAUUUUGAUAAUAACUGGUUACAAACAAAGCCUUACUAUUUAUUAGUGGGGAAAUGAUUUUAAGACCAUCUUUUCCUUUCAUUACUUAAUUCCAGAAGAUCCUCCUUCCUAUUUCGUUUUUCUGUUUUGGGAAAUGCUAGCUGGAUCCUGAAUAGGGAAAUGGAAGUUAUUUUUUCAUUGUGACUUUUUAAUCGGGGUGAUCCGGAGUUGGCCCCUUCAGGCGCAUGUGUCAGAGAGCCAUUGUAUUUUUAUUGCCCUUCUAAGCUCCUGUUUUCAGCUGAGUCAGAGAAAACUACUUGACUAAGAGCUGGUCAGAACUCGCCACAAAUACAAAACACAGUGGUCUGUCUCUCUGGGAACUGGUUGCGGCUGAGGAGAGAGUGGCUGCUCAGUAGGAUGGUGGACUCAGUGACUGGAAUUGCUUCAUGUCCUUUUUCUUGGCAUUACAGGUUUUGCCAAAAGAACUUUUUUGUAUCAAAUAUUGAUGUGUGAAAGUGAAGGAGCUAGUCUGCCGAACCAGGAGUAGUUUGAGAUACUGAACUGUCAUUUUUGCACAUUUGAAUACUUUACAGGCUGGCUUUGUAUAAACUUAUCCUCUGGUUUCCUAUAUGUUGUAAAUAUUUAGACCACAAUUUCAUUAUAAAUAAAUGUAUAAAUAUUC